Messenger RNA from Drosophila eugracilis, 809 nucleotides. RefSeq lists its product as uncharacterized. The record is from RefSeq and is a predicted model, not a curated record. The coding region runs from base 74 to 277 and encodes 67 amino acids. Lineage: Eukaryota; Metazoa; Arthropoda; Insecta; Diptera; Drosophilidae. The transcript has a single exon.
UACACAUUACCUUCUAGUUUUGGGUUUUCCUUCAAAGAUAAAACCCAAAAAUUUUUUUCAAAAAUAUAAUUUCAUGUUUUUAAGAUUCUUGAAAGAAGCCGUAGCACGGAUACCGAUUACAAUAUAUUCCAAGAUUUUAAAGAAAAUGCAACAUAAUGCAGAAAAAUUGAGAAAAAUGGCCGAAAUCUUUUAUUCACUAUGUUUGAUAGCCAAAGCAGAGGAUAUUUUGCUUGAUUUAAUCAUGAUCAAGGUCCUUCAGGUGGACUAUGUUACAUAGUAAUAAAGGAGUUCAGAACAAUGGAAACUAUCUUAUAUUAGAUGAAUGUAUAUAAAGGAUAUCAAAGAACGAAAAUGUACUAUGAGUACUUUUUUGAUUAAAUCUAUUUCAAAAUACUUUAAAGUGAAAUAUAUUUGUUUGUUUAUUUUAUGAUUAAAUCUAUCAAUUGUUAACAUCAAGAACAUUUUUAUUUUCUUUGUUUUUUAUAUUGACCCAGAAAUGAUUGAUUUUUUGUAGGUUGAGUAAACAAGAUUAUUUAGUUUAACCCUGUCAUACAUUAGAUUAUACUUUUGCUAAGUAUAAAAUUCCAUCAAUUAUAUAUAAGUAAAUGCCAAUUUACUUUUCCUUUCAACGGCCAUCAAAUUACCUUUUCUAUGCAAAAAUUCUAUAAAAGUCUGGUCUUGCAGUACUGCAUUGAAUUUCUUCACAAGUCUCAGCUGUCGAACCCCUUGAUUUUAGCAAUUUAAUUACAUAUAUAAUUGGCGCCAACCUUACUGGUCUUUUAAAGUACUUUCGUCUGUCUGAAAACUUG